This is a messenger RNA of Elaeis guineensis (African oil palm), 2228 nucleotides long. Lineage: Eukaryota; Viridiplantae; Streptophyta; Magnoliopsida; Arecales; Arecaceae. The record is from RefSeq and is a predicted model, not a curated record.
CAUAAUGGACAGAGCGUGAGGGAGCUCGGGAGAGGGCGAUUUGAGAGAGAGAGGUUAAACGGUUGGGCGGACUUGCAGACGGAAUAGGCGGUUUUUCUGGGGGGAAGAGAGAUAAAGGAGAGAGAGAAAGAGGGGAAGAAGAGGAGGAUUUUGUGGGGCACAGGAUUGAGACUGCUCACAAUUCUCUUGAUAUAUUCUUUGGAAAUACAAUUUUCUUUCUGCUGUACAGAGGAGAUUUGCUUGAUUCCUCGGACGGGUGGGAUCGAAUGGAUUCUUGGACGAGUAGUGGCGUCCACCCUCGUGUCGUGACAGCUGGGAUCGAUCGUCCCCACCUUAUCAUCAUCGUCCUCCGUCGAUUGUGUUGACAGAAAGACAGGGCUCAGCAGAGCGCGGAUUGAGAGAGAAGUUUAACGGUUGGGCGGACUUGCAGACGGAAUAGGCGGUAUUUCUCGGGGGAAGAGAGAGAGAGAGAGGAGAGAGAAAGAGGGAAAGAAGAGGAGGAUUUGGUGGGGCACAGGAUUGGGAUUACUUACCAUUCUUUGGAUAUAUUUUUUCGAAAAUACAAUUUUCUUUUUGCUGUACAGAGGAGAGUUGCUUGAUUCCUCGGACAGGUGGGAUCGAAUGGAUUCUUGGACGAGAAGUGGCGUUCACCCUUGUGUCGCGACAGCUGGGAUCGAUCGUCUCCACCUUAUCAUCAUCGUCCUUCGUCGAUGAUGUUGACAGAAAGGGCGCAAGGGAUCUCAGCAGAGCACGGUUUGAGAGAGAGAAGUUUAACGGUUGGGCGGACUUGCAGAUGGAAUAGGCGGUAUUGAGAGAGGAGAGAGAAAGAAGGAAAGAAGAGGAGGAUUUGGUGGGGCAUAGGAUUGGGAUUACUCACAAUUCUUUGGAUAGAUUUUUUCGAAAAUACAAUUUUCUUUCGGCAGUACGGAGGAGAUUUGCUUGAUUCCUCGCACAGGUGGAAUCGAAUGGAUUCUUGGACGAGCAGUGGUGUCCACCCUUGUGUCGUGAGUCUCCACCUUAUCAUCAUCGUCGUUCGUCGAUGGUGUUGACAGGAAGAUAGAGACAGAGGUUGCGCAUCCUUUUGGCAUCUUCGCAAGCCAUCAACACAUCACAUCAUCUGACAAUAUAGAAGGAGCGGUAGAUUGUUAGGGAGGGACGGUGCGUUGUUUCCUCCGACUUCGAACUUCUUCCUACCUAAUGGGGCACUGGCAGCCUGGGUUCUCUCACCGCUGAUGCUAUGGUUGGACCUCGGUCAUGGUUUUCGGGACUCUUUUACCGCUCUGGUAAUAAACGUCAAGGUGGUGGUGAAAAAGAUUUUACUUUAACCCCUAUUCAGGAACAACGACUGCAAAAGCUUAAGGAACGGUUAAAUGUACCAUUUGAUGAGACUCGACCAGACCAUCAAGUAUAUAUCUUCAACCUCAUCCAGGAAGCUCUUAGAGCACUUUGGCAUGCUUCCUUCCCAGAAACAGAACUCACAGGCUUGAUCUCAGAGCAGUGGAAGGAUAUGGGUUGGCAGGGUCCAAACCCAUCAACCGACUUCAGGGGCUGUGGAUUUGUUUCUCUUGAGAAUCUAUUAUUUUAUGCAAGGACCUAUCCGGCUUCUUUUCAAAGGUUACUAUUCAAGCAAGAUGGAAUGCGAGCGACAUGGGAAUACCCCUUUGCUGUUGCCGGCAUCAAUGUUUCAUUCAUGUUGAUUCAGAUGCUGGAAUUGCAGUCAGAAAGACCCAAGUCUCUGCCUGGAAUCAACUUCAUAAAAAUUCUAUCAGAAGAUGAAGAAGCAUUUGAUGUUUUAUAUUGUAUAGCAUUUGAGAUGGUGGAUGCUCAGUGGCUUGCUAUGCGUGCUUCCUACAUGCAGUUUAAAGAGGUUUUGGAAGCAACAAAGAUCCAACUAGAGAGGGAACUCUCUUUGGAAGACAUCCAUCGAAUUCAAGAUCUACCAGCUUACAACCUUCUGUACAAAUAGGUUCACUACAAUCUAAUUGUAAAAGAUAGCUAUUAAUAUUUCAAAAUCUUUGAUUAGAUGACCUUAUGAGAUUGAGGAUUUUAUAGGUACCUCAAAGGAAUUGCAGCGUCACUCAUCCUUACCGUGCAUUUAUUCAAAUGACUCUUAAGGCAUGAUUUAUAUAUCUUUUGGUGAUGCGUUGUGGCCAUCUAGAAAAAUUGAAAAUCUACAGUUUCUCUUGAUAUACAAUGUUCAUUCUGUUUAGGAGCUUAAGUUGGAUUUU